Molecule: messenger RNA, 11033 nt
Organism: Hemibagrus wyckioides
Lineage: Eukaryota; Metazoa; Chordata; Actinopteri; Siluriformes; Bagridae
Product: protocadherin Fat 4
Exons: 17
Coding region: 168-9203 (3011 amino acids)
Biological process (GO): calcium-dependent cell-cell adhesion; adherens junction organization; cell morphogenesis
Cellular component (GO): catenin complex; adherens junction; plasma membrane
Molecular function (GO): calcium ion binding; cadherin binding
Source: RefSeq, a predicted model, not a curated record
UCCUACACAGCUCUACAGCAGAGCCAUUCAUAUGACAGCCUUCUUUCCUCUGGACUUACGUCAGUUUUAAGGAUGUUAAACUUCGAAUACAGAGCAGAAAUCUCGCAUAUUUCACUUCUUAAGACAUUGACUACCUGCACAGAGAGGUAAAUGGAUGAACACAACCAAUGGCUUCUUUAGGAUUGAUGAGCCUCAGGUUCCUUGUGCUCUCUUUGAUUUUCUGCACAUUAUCUGUAUAUGGGGUGAAAUGCACAAAUCUGUUAGAAGAUCUGGCUUCUUCCACCAAUGACUGCUUGAACAUCUCCAUUCCUCUAAACAGAGCCAGCUCUCAGCUAUUCUUUUCCAAGUCUGUGUAUUCUUUUGAAGUGAAAGAAGAUACACAGCCAGGAACAAUUGUGGGACAUCUGGAAGCAGUGCAUAAUGAAGGACACAGGAGCUUAAUGUAUUCUGUGCUGGAGGAUGACGGAGAUGGCCUUUUCCUUCUCAACCCACAUUCUGGAGAGUUCCUUUUAUCCCGCCUGCUGGAUUUUGAGGCAGAGCAAUUCUACAUCCUAACAGCAGCAGCGCAGUACAGAGAUAGACAGCUUACUAGGGUCAGGGUGUAUUUCAAUGUGGCUGACGUCAAUGAUAACCCACCAGAAUUUAAACUGAAUGUCUACUCUGUCUCCUUGCAAGAAGAUGCACGUAUUGGCCUGUGUUUCUUCAACCUGAAUGUCUCAGACGCUGAUGAUGGAAUAAAUGGAGAAUUGGAUGUAGCCAUAAUAUCAGGAGACAAUCAAAACAUGUUUUCACUUAAUCAAAUGGAUAAUCUGUGUCUAAAAGAAGAGCUGGACAGAGAGAAAUGUGCAACAUACAGUCUUAUAAUUCAGGCCAAUGAUCGCUCGCUACCUGAAGACACACGACUCACAAGCACUGUGCGUGUUUCUGUUUAUGUUGAGGACAUUAAUGACAAUGCUCCAAUCUUUAUAUCGGACAAUACUGUUUCCUGUUCAGAGGAUAUCCUUCUUCAGUCCAUUGUAACCAUUAUCAAAGCAGUUGAUGCAGACUCUGGAGCCAAUGGGGAUGUUCUCUACAGCCUAGAGAAUUUAGGAACGGGAUCAUUCAGCAUCAGUCGCACAACUGGAGUCAUAUAUCUGCAGAAACAAUUGGACAGGGAGCUUGAAGAGGUAAUUACAGUAACUGUAGCAGUCAGAGAUAAAGGAUUUCCUCAGUUGUCCAGCUCCAUGAACCUGACAGUGCUAGUUGAGGAUGUCAAUGACCAUGACCCAGUGUUCUCACAGGCCUCAUAUAGUACACUUAUAUAUGAAGACACUCCUUGUGGAGCAAGCCUGCUAACCAUUCAAGCAAAUGAUAAUGACACUGGAAAAAAUGGUGAAGUGCGGUAUGAGAUUUCUGAGAGUGGCUUUGUAGUGGACUCAGUCCUGGGAAUUGUCUCAGUAGUACAACAAUUGGACAGAGAAAGGAGUUCUUUCUAUUCUUUCAUUGUUACAGCAGUGGAUAAGGGGGAUAUUAUAAGAUCUUCAACAGCCACCAUCAAUAUCACACUACUGGAUGUAAAUGACUGUGUUCCUGAAUUCUCCAAAGAUUUGCUCAAUUUACAUGUAUUGGAAAAUGAGGACGAGCCUUCACAGACCACUUAUCAGAUAACUGCAUUUGAUGAAGACCUGGGAGUAAACAGCCAUUUAACAUACUUUAUAGAGAAUGGAAACUCAGAGGAGUUGUUCAUAUUAUAUCCAAAUGGAACAUUCCAGAUAUUACAAAAUCUUGACAGGGAGGUCCAAGGUCACCACAAAAUAACUGUUAUCGCUGUCGACUCAGGUUUCCCACCACUGACAGGAACAGGAACUAUACAUGUUCUUGUUGAAGAUGUCAAUGACAAUGAACCUCUUUUUGAUGGUUAUGAAUUUAAUACAUUUAUAUCAGAAGAUGACCCAACUGGAACGAUAUUUGCAACAAUUACAGCCACAGACAAAGAUAUUGGCAUAAAUGGGGAAAUAUGGUAUUCUUUAAAAGAAUCCAGUGCACCGUUUUCCAUAAAUGAAACAAGUGGAGAGCUAUUCAACACUGGUGCCCUGGACAGAGAAACAAUUGCCUCAUACAAUUUGACUGUAGUUGCCCAUGAUAGGAACUCAAGGAAUUCUCUCUCAAGUUCAGCUAGUGUACACAUUAUUGUAGUGGAUGUGAAUGAUAACUCACCCCAGCUACUCUAUGGACCAUAUGUGGCCAAUAUUCCUGCAGAGCUGGCCAAAGGAUCAGUUGUGUGUGCAGUGAUAGCCAAAGAUGCAGACGAAGGAAAGAAUGGACAGCUGAAUUUCUCUCUAUAUGGACAACAUGCCCAUCUCUUCACUGUCAGUUCUGACAGGGGAACUGUGUACACUGUAGAUGCCCUCAAAAGAACAAGAGACAUUACAGUGAAUAUUCGUGUGCAGGAUAGAGGCACCAGUCCUAAAAUGGACACCACUACCUUGACUGUGCGAUUUCAAAAUGCUUCAGAUUUUCCCCAUCUUGUAGUGCAUGUCAAUCAGCCUGUGCUCUCUGAGGACACACUUCCUGGAACCAUGGUGGCAGUAGUUACUGCAGACACAAAUAGAUUUGGACCUAUUUUUUUUUACUUAGCAAAUGGAAACAUUGGAGAGGUAUUUGAGCUCCAUGAGAAGACUGGUGAGAUGAAGGUGAAAAGGUCUUUGGAUUUUGAAAGCAACAAAGAUUUUCAUCUUUUAGUUGAGGCUAGAGACUCAGGUGUCCCGCCAUUUUCCACUUAUACUGAAAUUCAUUUGAAUAUCAGUGAUGUAAAUGAUAACCCACCUGUCUUCAUGAUGGAAGACUAUAGGUGUGAGGUGUUUGAAAACUUACCUGUGGGUUGGGUAUGUGAUGUGGUAGCUAUUGAUGCUGACUCUCAUGCAAAUGGACAAGUACAGUAUUCCAUUUUGUCUGGAAACAUUAACGGUGCAUUUUCAAUAGAUGAAACUCAUGGCGUUCUUAGAACAGAAAGGAGUUUAGACAGAGAGGACAUACCAGAGUACAAAAUCAUUAUUAAAGCUGUGGAUAAAGAUGACAGUAGGUACACCGCUACUGCAUUAGUAAAUAUAGUUGUACUGGACACAAAUGACCAUGCACCUCGUUUUUCUGAGAUCUUCUUUAUAGAGGUUCCUGAGGAUGCACUAGUUGGCUUUCCAGUGAUUCACAUAACAGCCAUUGAUGAAGAUAUUGGUGUUAAUGCUAUCAUUUCUUAUUCUAUUCAGGACCAGAUUAAGCAAAUGCCUUUCAGUAUUGAUAAAAAUAGUGGAACAAUAUUUGUGGUGGGCCCUUUGGAUAGAGAGCAUCAAGACCAUUAUAUUGUAAGAGUUAAUGCCAAUGAUUCAGCCUGGAGUAUCAGUACAGAUGUCACCAUAAUCAUUACAGAUAUCAAUGACAAUAUACCAUUGUUUUCUCAGUCCAACUAUUUUGUAACCAUUCCUGAGACUAAAGACAUGGAUAUGUUCCUGUUAAAAGUCACUGCUAUUGACAGGGACCUUGGACAAAAUGCCCAAAUUCUGUACUUUAUAGAACCACCAAGUGAGAAGUUCUUUGUUAAUAUAUCCGUGGGAGACAUAUUUAUAAAACAACAGAUUUUUAUCAAUGAACAUGAAUCUCAAAGCUUCAAUUUUACUGUUGUUGCUGUAGAUUGUGGCAAUGUACCUUUGAAUAGCUCAGUCACGGUGACAGUAAUGUUUGUUCAGUAUAAUUAUUUUCCACCCUCUUUUCUGCCCUUUAUCCCAAAUUUAUCAAUUCCUUUUACAUUGCCUAUAGGAACAGAGAUUAUUCAGUUAACAGCCAUAGAUCCAGAAUUUCCUAAAAAGAACAAUAGUGUUAAGUACAUCGUCAGUGGAGGAAAUGGAUCAGAUUUUUUUGAGGUGGAACAUUUUACUGGGAAAGUACGACUAAGUAGAACAUUCAGGCAAAGUUUCAGCACUUUCCUCAAUCUUGUAGUUACAGCAAGAGACAGCGGCUUCCCUCCUCUUUCUUCCCAAAUUGAUAUCAACUUAGAAGUAGCACAGGAAAAUUUGUUCACUCCACACUUUUCCGAAAAACACAUUGCAUUUUCUGUCCCUGAAAACCUCCCUUUGGGUUCAGUCAUUGGGAAAAUACAAGCACAAGACCAAGAUGUUGGUUUAAGUGGACUGGUGUCUUACUUGAUUGAGGGUGGAAAUAAGGAUGGACUGUUUUAUGUGGAGCGCCUUUCAGGACUGAUUAAGCUAGCUAAACCACUUGACUUUGAGGCAGAAAAAAAUCAUCACAUUCUUAUCAUUGCCAAAGAUGGAGCCUGGUUUUCAAAGACUGGGAGAAUCAGUGUUACCAUAAAUGUUACAGACAUUAAUGAUAAUCCACCAGUCUUCACGUCUACUGAGUACAUGACUUCUGUCUCAGAAAAUAGUCCAAUAGGCUCUUCAGUGUUUCAGAUAAUUGCCACUGAUAAAGAUUCUGGAAGUAAUGCAGAAGUAACAUAUUCACUAAUAUCAGGACACACAGAUUACUUCUCUUUGGAUUCCAUAAAUGGCACUAUAACCACCCUAGAAAUCUCUGACUUUGAACAACAGCAAAGUUUUGAACUUACUGUCAUGGCCUCUAACUUAGAUAAUCCAGCUUUUUAUGAUAUAGCACAUGUUACCAUUCGGGUGAUAGAUGUCAAUGAAUAUAUACCAAGUUUCCAGAGACAUCUUUACAACUUUUCUGUGCCAGAAACCAUUCCUUUGCAAACAGAGAUUGGACGUGUUGUGGCUACUGAUUAUGACUUGGGGUUUAAUGGUGAGAUUCAUUACUUACUUUUUGGUCAAAGUAAAAAAGCUGGCUUUGUAGUUCAUGAAAGAAGUGGAAAAAUAUACACAUCCAAAGACAUGAGAAAUCAAGGACAAAAUCAUGCCGCUCUCCACAUAAUUGCUAAAAACAGAGGUAGCAUAACCGGCUUCAAUGUUGACGAGGCCCUUGUUCAUAUACAUGUAAUUGAUGAAAAUGAUCCUCCAGAGUUUGAUUCUGCUCUUUACACAGUAAUGAUACGUGAAGAUACUUCAGUUGGGACCUCUAUAGUUAAAGUAGGUGCCUCAGACCAAGAUGUGGUACUGAAAUGGGGCAGGUUCUCCUAUGGCAUUGAGAGUGGAAAUGUUAACAGCUCCUUCAGUAUUGAUCCUGUUGAUGGAAUUAUCACAGUAAACAAUGAGCUGGACAGAGAGUUAUGGCCUUUUUAUAACCUCACAGUUGUUGCUAUUGAUGAGGGCUCACCUCCUGUAACAGGCAGCACAUCUGUGGUUGUUACCAUUAUUGACAUCAAUGAUAAUGCCCCUAGACUUAUAUCCACAGAUGGAUUUGUCAGAGAAAAUCAGCCACAUGGAACAUUAGUGGCUACUCUGACAGCCAUUGAUGAUGAUCUCCCACCAAAUCAAGGUCCUUUCACAUACUGGCUGAUAAGGCCUGCCUUGAGAAACAGUUUUACACUCACAUCUGAUGGAGUUCUCUUCACUUCAAGACCACUGGAUCGUGAAGUCAGUCCUUUUUUUGAUAUACACAUAGUAAUCCAGGAUGCAGGUUCCCCUCCCUUGUCCUCCACCACUAUGUUUCAUGUUAAAGUUCUAGAUGAAAAUGACAAUUCACCGGUACAAAGAAUCAUCAAUAUUUUUGUCAAAUAUUAUGGAACCUUUUUCCAUGGAGGACUAAUUGGUAAUGUGAGACCAGAUGAUUUGGAUGAAUUAGAUGUGUUUAACUGUACCAUUAUAAAUGGACAGAUGAAGAUGUUUAGUUUUCCUUUUGGCAUGUGCGACUUGUGGUCCUCACCAUUUCAAGGAGAGGCAACUCACAAUAUCACUGUUGAAGCAAGCGACCACUUCCACCCUCCAGUAAACAACAGCAUCUAUGUAAAUUAUAAAGGGUUUACCAAUUUGUCACUGGACAAUUGUGUCUUAUUCUAUGUUUCUUUUGCCAAUCUUGAGAACUUUUUGUCACUGAACUACCUUAAGUUUGCGAAAGCUCUGGAUAGCCUUUUUAAUCUGCAAGCAUCAAAGAGCCAUGUAUUUGGAAUGAGGAUACAUGGCAAUGAAACGGUUCUUCUUGCAGCAAUGAAAAGUUAUAAUGGACUUUAUCUGAGUGGAAUAGUGGCAAGUGGUAUCUCACGCAUGCAUAAGAAGUUACUUGAAGUACAGAGCAAUUUGACUAUAUCUCAAAUAACCAGCGACCCCUGCUCACUGAAACCUUGUCAAAAUGGUGCAACCUGUAACAAAAAUAUCCACAUCACUCAAGACAUUGCUGUUCUGGAAAGUUCUCGUCUCAUAUUUGUGUCUCCCCAGUAUGCAGAGGUUUUUAACUGUUCAUGCCCUGCUGGAUUUACUGGAACUAGGUGUGAGUAUGAUGUAGAUGAAUGCUUGGAAAAUCGUUGUGAAAAUGGAGGCAGCUGCUAUAACAACCCCGGAGGAUUUCUGUGCCAUUGCUUGGAGGGAUUCUCUGGACUGCAUUGUUCUAUUGUUGAUAAUGAGUGUCAGAGAGUAGUGUGUUCCAAUGGUGGGACAUGCUGGAACAUACAAGGAGGAUUCUUCUGUGACUGCAGACCUGGCUAUGAAGGAAGAUUUUGUGACUACAUCAUAGAUCAUUGUGCAUCAUCCCCUUGCCGCCAAGGUCAAUGCUCAAAUUUUUUAACAGGGUAUUCUUGUCACUGUCCAUUUGGUGUCACUGGAGUUAACUGUGAAGAGCAUAGUUACGGUUUUGAGGAGUUGUCCUAUUUGGAAUUUCCCCCUUUAAAUCCCAGAUACAAUUUUAUCUCUCUGGAAUUUGCAACGGUGAAACAGAACUCUUUGCUGUUGUACAAUCCGGGAGAACCGUCAUCUUCAGAAUUUUUUGCACUUGAAAUUGUGGAUGGACGACUAUGUCUCUCUUUUGACCUUGGGUCAGGGGUUAUAAGACUGGAAACCGCCAAACCAGUGGCUGAUGGGAGCUUCCACAAUGUCACUAUUAGGAGAAUUGGAAAUAUAGCCUCUUUGGAGGUUGACAGCUGCAGUGCUGAUGAGCCCAGAGAUUAUUGCUUGUCACAACAUGAAGGUAUUGGAACCCAGAGGACUCUGGAUGUUAGAACUAAUAACCUAACACUGGGAAGUGUAAAGUCCAUUGAUGUGAUUUUGCUGAGGCCUUAUCAAGUGAGAACUCAUAACUUUGUUGGAUGUGUGAGAAAUAUGAAGUUGAACGAUGUCUUGCUUGAUACUUCAAAGGCUCUGGCAUCUCACAAAAUACUUGAGACUUGUCCACGGGCAGAUGUAGCUCCAUGCAUCAGCAGUAAAUGUCUGAAUGGAGGUGUUUGCCAUGAUCUCUGGUCCCAUCACUACUGCCAGUGUGCUGAGAAUUUCACUGGACCUAACUGUGAUAGCAAUGUCUCUGAGGAUCAUGGAUUAUUUCUCAGUGAGGGGACAUACAUUGUGUUUGUUGUCAAGGAAAGCUACAUUAGAAAUCAGUUGCUUCAAGCCUUUCUGGAUGAAAAACAUGGAGCCACUCAAGGGUUUGUCAGUUUUGAGAUCAAAAUGAGGACAAUCAAAAAUGACUGUGUUGUAAUUUUUUGUCAAAGCAAAACAGUGCACCUAGAACUUAAGAUACUUGAUGGGAAACCUCUAUACAAAUUCACACAUUUAAUGUCAGGACAACAGUGGGAGCUUGGUGUAGGGACUACUGUGUCAGAUGGACAAUGGCAUGUCCUUCUCUUGCGUAGACAUGGACCAAACAUUAUUUUACUCCUGGAUGAGCAGCUUGUUAAGAAUAUUACCCAUAGCUUCAUUAGCCAAACUUCUGUUUUAGUAGAAAUGAUCAUGUUGGGGUCAGAAGCAUCUGGUGAGUCAAGAGAGCUAGAUUUAGAUUUUGUAGGGUGUGUGGACUACAUCAAACUAAAUGGAUAUAUCCUACCCUUCAAUGGGCACAAUGAGAUAGUAGAGGCAAAACCCAGUCCUUCACUUUUCAAGAAAGACUGUGUGUCUGCAGACCACUGCAUCCUCUCACCUUGCUUUAAGGAAUCCUGCCUGACUCAGUCUUGUAUAAGUAGCAGUGACUGUAUUUCCUCUUCCUCAGAAAAUGGCUGGUGUUUCUGUUUACAAAACGUAUCUUCUUCACCAUGCAGUCCAUGCUCAUCUCACACUGAAUAUAAAGAAGACUGUUUCCAAACUGAGAAAGAUCCUCCCUUAUGGAUCAUUGCUAUUGUAUUUCCUAUAACUCUCAUACUACUAAUCUUAAGCCUCUGCUUUGUACUGAAAAGACAGGGGAUGGUGUGGCACAUCAAACCCAGAACUCAACCUUGUAUCACAGAACCAACUAAGCAGCAUGGCAAAGAUAAUGUGGCAUUCAGUCCUGACGAUGAUGGUGGUGUCCAACACAUUUCUAAUGAGAACAAGAAACCAGAUCUGUUAGUUGCAGGGGAACUUAGGCAGAGAGAUGAAAGCUUUAGUCAUAGCCAUCUUACAGGGUUUGGGGGAAGUGAGCUCGAGUACUAUGAAAUUGACAGUACAUACACAACAUGCUGCUCUAAUAUCAAGCCCCUGCAAAUAAAUACAGAUAGUUAUGAUAGGUUAGGCCUGAUUGGUAGUUCAGGAAAAGAUGCUCCUCCACAAACACAAAAUUCUCAAGUUUCUCCAUCCAUGUGUGAAGAACCAACAACGAUGGAGUCUCAUACCUAUCCUGAAUCGUCAGCGCUUAGACAUGGCAUACUGUAUGCAACAAGAAUGUGUGGUAAGGUGGAUGAUGGGUACAAAAAUCAUCAAGCCCACCAUCUUUCCAAGCUUACCCCUGAACUAUCAGAUCCCCCUCGUUUCCUCUCGGUGGAUGAGGUUAAAUUAUUAAGCAUUCCACUAGGUCAAGCCAAAGUGGGAGAGAGCUCAUCAGAAAGCGACAGCCACAGCUCCUUCACAUGCUCAGAAUAUGACUGUGAGAGAGAACUCUGCUUUAUCAGUGCAAAGGACAAGAUCCACAAGCAUGUGAAAGAAGACUGGUCAAGAGGACAGCUCAUACUGGCUGUUCCAUCACCCUUCAGAGAUGUCCAGACUCCUCCAGAUAGACCUGACUCUGGGAAUAUCCUGCAAUGGGAGAGCAUCCUUGACCUAGGAGUCCAUUUUAAUACAUACUCAGAUGUUUUUGAGGAUAUAGCGAGCCUCCCUGUCAUUCAAAUGCAGGAUUGUGAUGUCCACAGUGAUGAAGAACAUAUUAUUUAAAAUUGUUAUUACCAUAACUAUAAGCCUUUCAGUUUUGGAAGUUUGGAAGUACAGUACAAUGCACUUUUAUGUACAGCAACUGAACAGAUUCAACAUUAACACAGUUUUAAAGAAUGCUUUCUUUCCCCAGAAAAAAGGCACUGUUUCUAUAACAAUUCAGCAUUUGAAAAGAGUACAUCAUAAAUAUGCUCUGGUAGAUUUUAUCUGCUAGAUUGAUCGAUUUCAUUGUAAAGAAAUAAACUAUUAAUCAAGCAAUUCAACUAUAUUAACAUUUUUUCCCUCUAUAUUAACAUUUCUUUAAGCAAACACUGAAUUGUAUAAGGAGACAGGGGGCUCAUUAUUAUAAGGCUCAUUUUUAAAUGAAAGCAUGUGACUUUUACCUCAGGUGAUGAUUCAGAAAAUUAAUUUGAAAGCCCAUGUCCAAUUUCAAACAAUUCAUUCUUUAAAAUUUUCAUAAAUAUAUUUUUUAUAAAUGUGCAAGUAAAUGUGAAUAUGAAAUUAAAUAUUUACAUGUGACUACGAUGUAUGAAAACACUGGGAAAAACAGGGGAAGCAUAAUUCAGCUUCAACAAUAUAUACUAACAAAGUCAAAAUGUGAUCAUGUGAAGAGUUUUCCCAAGCUGUCAUGCAUAUAGGAACAAAAUACACAGACUCUCCUGAAGUUCAUGAAGUUACCACUUGAGGUUACUAUUUCUUUAAAAACAGAACUCCUAGUCCCGUAAUAGAGACAAAUAUACGACAUUGUAGUUCCAAAGUUGACCACAAGAUGCUGCUAAUAUGACUCAAAGUAUAUACAAACAGUGUUGCCAGAUUGGACUGAAGAUUUCCAUCCCAAUUACAGCUUAAAAGCCGCCCAUUUCAAAAAAUACCAGCCCAAAAUGCAUACUGUGAUAACUAAUACAAUAACAAACAGAAAACCCAAAACAAAUGGGUUAAUGCAAAGGGCCCUAUUUAGACACACACACACACAACAUUAGCUACAUGUAUACGCUUUAUUUAAUUAUCAAACAUGACAUCAGAAUUUUAUAGCAGAAUAAUAGUGUAUAAACACGCUUACCUUUUUAUAGGCAGAACGUCUCUUGAAAUAUUAUAGAAUGGAUCGCUCUCCCAUUCUUUUCAGUAGGACUUUCUAUAUUUCCCCAACUUUGGCAUGAUGAUGAUAAUAAAAACACUUACAGCUUUGCUAAUAACUUUGGGAUAUUGGCUUAAUGAGUACAAUGAUUACAACAACCGACCAAUCAAGAUUGAAGUCUGACUGGACAGGACUCUGCUGAACCUUAUUGGCUAAACUAACCCAUAUUAUUUAAGCAUUAACAUUACAUUUUAUACUUCAAUGUAAAGUUCGUUUGAAUGGAAAAUGAAUAAAAUAUCAUGUUUAUAGUCAAAAAUAAAAACUCACCAGUUGCAUCAAAAACCAGCCCAAAUUUUAUCUACCCGCCCAAUUUUUUUCCCAGCUAGAUGUGACCAAAAGGAGCCCAAUUGGGUGGGAACCCACCCAAUCUGGCAACACUGUUAGAAAUAGCUUAAGUGCCCUGUGACUUUAAUCUUUAUUGAAACUAGCGUUUCCAAACAACCCAAAAUGGAUAUGAUAUUAUUUAUUUAUUUAUUUAUUUAUUUUUCAAGAGUCAAGAGGUAUAUUUGAAAGGUCUCCAACUUCAAAUAAAUAAUUAAUAGAAUUCACUGUUUAUACUUACAUAUAUAUUCAUUCAGAUGUUCAAUAUAUUUUUUCACUGGUUUAUUUAUAUCUAUUUAUUACAAGUAUACUGCUGGUACCAUCACACAAAAUCUGUUCUUUGUUGCACUGACUGAAAUGACAAUGUUAAUAGUGAG